AUGCAAGGUGUUGCUGCAUCUGUCACUGAUACCCUUGGAAAUAUCAAACCAUGGCUUCAGAAAGUAACAGCUCAAUCAAAGCCUACGGAUGCUCGGUACUUCACGACAACGAAAAAAGGUGAAAUUUUUGAGCUGAAAGCCGAAUUGAAUAGUGAGCGAAGAGAAAAAAAGAAGGAGGCUGUUAAAAAGGUCAUAGCCAGUAUGACUGUAGGUAAAGAUGUUAGUGCUUUGUUUCCAGAUGUAAUCAACUGUAUGCAAACUGAUAAUUUGGAACUUAAGAAGCUAGUAUACCUGUAUCUUAUGAAUUAUGCCAAGACACAGCCUGAUACUGCAAUAAUGGCUGUGAAUACUUUUGUAAAAGAUUGCGAUGAUCCCAAUCCACUUAUCAGGGCGCUUGCUGUGCGAACAAUGGGCUGCAUACGUGUGGAGAAAAUAACUGCCUAUCUCUGUGACCCACUCCGUAAAUGUCUUAAAGACGAAGAUCCAUAUGUCCGCAAGACAGCUGCUGUUUGUGUAGCAAAGCUGCAUGAUAUAGAUGCUCAGUUAGUGGAAGAUAGUGGAUUUUUAGAACUUUUGAGGGAUUUGUUAUGUGACAGUAAUCCCAUGGUAGUCGCUAAUGCUGUCUUACUUGCCUUCGAUGGCCCAGUAAUUAACAAACUUCUGACAGCUCUUAAUGAAUGCACUGAGUGGGGACAAGUUUUUAUACUUGAUGCGAUUGCAGAUUACACACCUAGUGAUGAUCGUGAGGCGCAAAGUAUCAUCGAACGCGUAUCUCCAAGACUAGCACACGCAAACGCUGCUGUCGUUCUAUCAACUGUUAAAGUCAUUAUGAAAAUGUUGGAAAUGGUUGAUCCUACUUCCGAAACUGCAUCGACUGUAAUUAGAAAGUUGGCACCCCCACUAGUAACAUUACUUUCUGCGGAACCGGAAAUUCAGUAUGUAGCUCUGCGCAAUAUUAACUUAAUUGUUCAAAAGCGUAGAGAUAUUUUAAAGCAGGAGAUAAAAGUAUUUUUUGUCAAGUAUAAUGACCCGAUCUAUGUGAAACUUGAGAAGCUAGAUAUAAUGAUACGUCUCAUCAAUCAGUCUAACAUUGGUCAGGUGCUUGCUGAACUGAAGGAAUACGCAAAAGAAGUUGACGUGGAUUUUGUCCGAAAAGCUGUUCGUGCAAUAGGGAGAUGUGCUAUCAAGAUUGAAUCUGCCGCGGAGCGUUGUGUGUCUGCAUUAAUUGAUCUUAUCCAAACAAAAGUUAAUUAUGUCGUUCAGGAAGCAGUUGUAGUGAUCAAGGACAUAUUUAGGAAGUAUCCGAAUAAAUACGAGAGCAUCAUCUCCAUCCUGUGCGAGAAUCUUGAUACAUUAGAUGAGCCUGAAGCACGUGGGUCAAUGAUUUGGAUCAUUGGAGAAUAUGCUGAAAGAAUUGAUAACGCUGAUGAACUACUUGAAUCUUUUCUAGACGGUUUUCAGGAUGAAAACACCCAGGUGCAGUUACAGCUGUUAACUGCAAUAGUAAAGCUAUUUCUUAAAAGACCGUCUGAUACACAGGAACUUGUCCAAACUGUCCUUGGUUUAGCUACACAAGAGUCUGACAACCCAGACCUUCGUGAUAGGGGUUAUAUCUAUUGGCGUUUACUGUCUACAGACCCGGCAGCUGCUAAAGAAGUUGUACUCGCAGAAAAACCACUUAUUUCAGAGGAGACAGAUAUGCUUGAGCCAACGUUACUGGAUGAACUCAUUUGUCACUUAGCAAGCCUAGCUAGUGUUUAUCACCGACCGCCAAGUUCUUUUGUCGAAGGUAGGCAUGUAGCUCGGCGUCAACUUCCAGCACGUGUAAAUGGGGUCUCCUCAGCGCCUGGAGCAAAUUAUAGUGAUUCACAACAAGUAGAUAUUCCAGCUCCUACGGUUAUCCCAACUCAGGAGACAUUAAUUGGGGACCUAUUGGAUAUUGAUCUUGGAAGUGGGCCAUCUACAUAUGAUUCGACGAUGCACCAGUUCUCUCGCCCUCCUGUACCAAAUACUGGAUAUAGUUCAGCGACCCCUGAUCUUUUGGGUGAUGGCUUAGACGAUCUCUUACCUGGUGUUACUAAAACUCAUCCAAGUGAAGAACAGAAGACUCAGUCUGGAGGAGCAUCUUCGUCGGCUGCCGACGUGUUGGCAGAUAUUUUCGGAGGAAUCAAAAUGUCUGAUCUUUCUGGUGAUACUGGCUUCUUUGUGCCACCUGAAACUGUUUUACUGGAAGCUGCUCGUGGUAAAGGUCUCGAAAUUCGUGGUACAUUUUCUCGUAAGACAGCUACCGCACAAGUUUUUAUGGAGCUGACAUUGACUAAUAAUGCACUAACUCCCAUGUCUGGAUUCGCUAUACAAUUUAAUAAAAAUAGCUUUGGCUUAGUUCCAGCCCAAGCACUAAAUGUCCCUACUCCUUUGAUGCCUCAUCAAUCUGUUAAUGUAUCCCUUCCGUUAGCAACUACUGGUCCUGUAAUGAAGAUGGUUCCACUUAUGAAUCUACAGAUUGCUGUCAAGAAUAAUAUUGACGUAUUUUACUUUGCUACGUUGGUACCAAUGCAUAUUUUGUUUGUCGAAGAUGGAGAAAUGGAUAAACGAGUUUUCCUAGCUACCUGGAAAGAUAUACCUAGUCAAAAUGAACAACAGUUUACUUUGAGUCCAAAAAAUCUCACUGCUGAUGCUUGUAGCAGUAAAUUACGUCAAAACAAUGUAUUCACUAUUGCUAAACGUAAUUUGGAUGGUCAAGAUAUGCUUUACCAAUCUAUGAAGCUUACAAACGGUAUCUGGGUAUUAGCCGAAUUGAAAAUUCAACCAGACAAUCCGUCUUUUAUUUUAUCAUUAAAAUCACGGACAAUGGAUGUACAUCCUUGUGUUCAAUUGGCAUUCGAUGAAAUUUUAAAUCAUUGA
Molecule: messenger RNA, 2904 nt
Organism: Schistosoma mattheei
Lineage: Eukaryota; Metazoa; Platyhelminthes; Trematoda; Strigeidida; Schistosomatidae
Source: the annotation of a GenBank genome assembly